UCCUGGUUCAUACUGGCCUUAUGGUGACCAACAAUGCUAUUCAUAUCCAAAAAUAUUUAAUUGAACUGUCAGAAUUGCAUUUUAGAAUGCAUUGAACUGUGUUUACCAGUUUUUGUUUAGACGAAUAGACAGAAUAUUAAAUAUGCAUUUGGUAUUAUUCACUAAUGGGUGGUUUUCCUGGUUCCUAGCGGCCUAGCGGUUUAAGCCACUGCUCUCACCCCGGGGACCAUGGCAACGAGCAACCUGACAGCAGCCGCCCGUUUGGCGGUGAUGUCACCGGACAGCUUGUCUGUCAAUGGCCAGCGCGGUCGGCUGGUGACGUCACUUCCGGCAGGCAAGCUUCGGUUGGUGACGCAGAUGUUGUCUAACCAUUAGCGAAGAAAAUAUAUUGGGAGGGAAAAAAAAACAAAGUCGAAACGUAAAGAAAGCGAUUGCAGGAAACGGUUCGUGUAAGAUACAGGCAGCGUUUUCCGACGUGACGGCUGGAAAUAAACGAUCCCGGGGUAGUCGGUGCCGAGCUCCGUCGCUUAGGCCCGAACAAAUUAAUUGCCAAGAAAGUUUGGACAAAUUCUGCGUUUCUUCAAUGAGGAACUACAGGUUGAUCUUUUGCCACAAUCUCAAGCAACCAUAGCUGGCUAAAAAAUGCUUAUUCACUAAGGGUGAUUGGUGUAUAAGUUAUUUUUUUCAGUGGGUGUCUGUGCUCAAAGACAAAAUACAGCCUUUUUGUCUGAGGGAAGAUAUGAGGAAGAGCUUCUCUCCUUCAUCGAGUAGCAGCAACUCAUUAACUAGUAAUACAUUUUUUGGAGUUCUUAAUGAGCAACAACAGCAAGGAUGUCAUCAAUGGAAUGAAGUUCCAUUAUUAGUCAAGCACAUUGUGGAAUAUCUGGAGGAAUAUGAGAAUAUUGAGGAUGAACUUACGAAGUUGAAAUGCUUCUUGGACUUGUUUCCAACUGCUAACUACGAUCUCCUGAAGUUCCUCCCAAGAUUCCAGGUCAAGGUAGGAUUCCAAAAGAAAGAAAAGUGGACUGCAACGAAUCAUUCUGCUGUAUUUGACCUGGAAGUUUUCUAUAUAUACACAGAUGUGGAAGAUAUGAAAGAACAAGAAGCAGCUAACAAUAUAAUGUCUGAACUACUGGAAAAUUACAGUGAUUUCUUUGGUACUGAAGAGUUUCUCCCCACAGAUAUUUCAAAUUCAUUUUGUGUUGAGGUUACUGAAUCAUGUGAAGAAGGCAAUAAAAUAGAACAAACUCAUGAACCUCCUGAAGAUAGGAUGUUGUUAAUGGGGAACUCUGAGCACUUGAUGAUGACCAAGAAUGUAACUGAAUCUGACAAUAUUGUUUUGUCAACGAGUGCUCAUAGUUCCCCUGUCAACCAAGUGACUGUGCAUGCAGAAGAAGAUUUCACUGAAGAGAAUAGUCGCAAUGCGGGAGUUGGCAAAAUAGCCUUUUCAGAAAGUUUGCAGCAUGCAGAUAGUUUGGAAGACAAUGAUCAGGAAAUUUCGCUACAUAAUUGUACAUUGGAAGUACUGAGGACACGUUUGCACCAAUGUGUUGAAAAUGUCGUGGAAAGUUUUUCUCUUCCCAAAGUUCCACUCUUAGAUGUGCCUGAAGAAAGUCUGGACAAUGAACCAAUCACACAUGAAGAAAACAAUAAUAAAGAAGAAAGGGUACAAUGUACUUCAGUUCCUGAAAUUGGCAUGGAUAAUUCAUCAAAAUUAACUUUGAAUUUGACAUCUGGAACCUAUGAUUUAAAUGCUAAUAAAGAGUCUGAUGUGCCAAAAGGUCGAGAGGUUUCUACUCGGGAUAACAGAGUGCGCCCAGAAAUUGUUCGUCUUGAUCUGAAGUGUGUGACUAAUACAAGUACCUGGGAAGAUCCGGUUCCUGUAUUUAAAUCAUGGCAGGAUGAAUACGAGCAUGAAUUAGGAGAGGCACAACUCUCACCACAGGCUGGGAGACUGACUAAUCACCCACUUGAAGAAGACCCACAGCCUAUGUUAUGCCGCCGUUACCUUAAUUUUGGUCAUAGGCAGCGUUUUCUAGAUGAGUCUGAUUCAAUAACUGCCUCGCUAAAAGGACUUUCCAGCUUUAGGCCUCGAAGAUCAUCGCUUGAUUCCAAAGAUGAUGAAAAGGAAGAGCAGACUCAGUUGCAACUGACAAAAAAGAUUCAGAAUAUUAAAAAGAAAAUUAAGUUAUUUGAAGCACAAUUUGAGAAGGAUCGAAAGUACAAGCCGUCCCACAGUGACAAAGUAGCAAAUCCAAAGGUUUUGAAAUGGAUGAAUGAAUUAGUCAAGUUACGCAAACAAUUUAAAGAGAUGAAAUAUAAAACUUCUGACAACGAUUUAGAAACUUUGCCUAUAAUACGUCCAAGAAGCAAUACUCUUCCAAAGAGCUUUGGUUCUUGUCUGGAACAUGAGCAAAGAGAUGUUUAUAGAGAAACAUCUGAGAAGGAGAAAAAGCCAUCUAUGGAAGCAACAGUAGAAACAAUCUUAAAAAGACUUAAAGAGAAACAAGCCGAAGAAGACUGGCCAGAGGAUAUUAAGGAAAUGAGACAGAAUCACUUAACGGCAGAGAAAAUAGCUCUUCAGAAGAGUCUCUUGCAUUUUGAGAGCAUUCACGGAUGUCCGGUCACCAGGGAAGAAAGACAGCUGGUGAAGCCUUUAUACGAUAGAUAUCGACUUGUGAAGCAGAUGUUAGCCAAAGCAACACCUGUUAUUGGUUCUCCAUCAAAUAAACGUCGUGGCCAGAUAUUGCAACCAAUCAUUGAAGGUGAAACUACUCAGUUCUUUGAGGAAAUAAAGGAAGAGGAUUGUAAUAUGGCAGCAGACUUCACAGUUACACUAAGGCCAGGCUUGCAUGCUAGGAACUUUUUGGAUCAGUUGGAUAAUGACUGUAACACAAUUGCAUCCCCUGUAAAAGAGAGUUCAGUAAGACUGAGCCUUGACCCAGGAGUUUCAAGUAUACAUGCUGCAUCCUUGCCCGAACUAUUUGAACAACUCUGGAAAGCAAGAGAUGAAAGGAAGAAUUUGCGCAAGACAUUGCGGGAAUUUGAAGAAGAGUUCUAUCAAAAAAAUGGAAGAAAUGUACAGAAAGAAGAUCGUGCUCCAAUGAUUGAAGAAUACAGAGAAUAUAAGCGCAUAAAAGCCAGAGUCAGGCUUUUGGAAGUUCUUGUUAGCAAGCAAGAUUCUGCAAAAUUUAAGUUGGUUUGAUGUUACCAGUACUAUCUUCUUCAUGAGUAAUGUGUUGAAUAUUUUAUCUUCUGGACGUGGUGCUUACCUCUUCUUGUAACAUUGCCUUGCCUAAUGCCAGUUUGUGCACUUUAUCUGGUGCUUCUUACAAAGUACUGAACUAUUGGUAAGUUUGUACCACAAGAUUGUCAUGAAUGGUAGAUGGCUGUGGAAUAACAAGGAUACCUUACUAAAUUAGUACUAAUAUUUUAUUAGGUUAAUGCAUCUUGUUCUGAAAUAAACUGUUAGAAUUCAUUGCUGGUGGGGGGGGGGAGGGAGGGAGAGGAGGGUGAUAACUUUUGAAGUAUUUUGAUGGAUUUCAAAAAAACAGAUCCUCGAGGUUUGAACGCAGAAUACAAAUAUUUAUUUUAUCUCCAACUGCUUGCUACAUGUAAAUAUACACAAUGAUUUAUGUUUCCUCUUAAAUAUCAUUUUUUAGUUUUAAUUUAAUGUUUCAGAGCAGAAAGAUGGAGCAGUGAUUUUCAUAGAAUUCUUCUUAAAUCAUUAGACCAUUAAACUAUUUUGUGAAGUGGACAGAUUCUGAGCCAGGAAGUGGAGGUGUACACUUGCUGUAUAUAUUUGAAGUUGUUUGUUCUGUAGUUGUCUGUAGUGAUACAGAAAGCACUAAUAAACAGUAAGUGUUUACUAAAUUGCUGUUACCUUUACUAAAUGUAUUAACAUUUUGAGAUCUCUGCAAAAUGAAAUAUUUGGCAGUUCAAUUUAUGAAUGUGUUUUAAUGCAAAAUACCUGCUUUCAGUAUAACUUGUUAACUUGUGCCACUUUAUACUGCUGAAAACUGAUCAAUUGCAGAAUAAGGUGUUUGACUGUGUAGUGACCUUGAGUUUUGUUUUUAAAGAAACACAUAUUUGGAAAUAUGAAAAAUGUGUUUGAAUAUCCUUGUCAAUUGAGGAACAAGAUGGAUGUUUCUUUAUAAUAAUAUUUGUAAUGGAGUGAUCAUUGCAUGCACCUACUGUAUAUGUCAUUUAAGCAGCUACCUUUUUUUGCAUGAUUUUAAUUAAUACUUGCAAAACAUCUGAAUGUAAACAUCAUAACUUCCCCUUGAAAGCAGAGAUCUGAGAUGGACUAAUGGUGCAUCUUAAAUGCAUCAACAGCAAUGUGUACAUUUUUGUACAUGAUUCGGUUUGCUUUGGUGUAAUAAAACCAUGCAGUAAACAUUUUGGGCACUAUAUGUUGACACUUCAUUGUUGAAAAUGACACUGCAUUACUAUAUGAAGAAUUGAAUAAAUGCAUGGCAUCAGCACUUUCAGAUGUUUUUGUGUGUGCAUAUGUCACUAAGGUGGUACAUUUUGCAGUAAUGUAUCAUUUCCACAUUCCUUUUUAUAAAAAGCUAUAUCUGUA
Leucoraja erinaceus (little skate) is the source of this 4582-nucleotide messenger RNA. Its product is annotated as protein FAM13B-like. NCBI's taxonomy places the organism in Eukaryota, Metazoa, Chordata, Chondrichthyes, Rajiformes, Rajidae. The record is from RefSeq and is a predicted model, not a curated record. Gene Ontology annotation, biological process: signal transduction. Bases 740 to 3205 code for a protein of 821 amino acids. The transcript has 21 exons.